AUGAAAGAACUCCUUAAUUUGACAAAAAGUUAUCCAUUAAACAAAUCUACAAAUGUAAGCAAAGGAUCGAAUUGUUCUGGGAUACAAAAAGAACGAUUAUUAUCGAAAUCAAAUAUUCCAUAUCCAAGUAUCACGUCUAUUGUAUCAACACUAAUCAAGAAACCAGGAAUUUAUACUCAAAAUUAUUUAAAUGCUGCUGGAUUUCAGUAUAUUGGUAAUGGAGAUACAGCUCGCUGUAAAGACUGUGGACUUGAAGUAUCUGGGUGGACAGCUGAUAUGAAACCACAUAUUAUUCAUGCAAAACAAAGACCUGAAUGUCCCUUCAUUAUAUCUAUGAAACAAUCUCUAAUACCAAAUAAAGCUUCCUCUUCAUUAGCGACUACUAUUAUUCGAAGCAUAUCAAUAAAAACUGAAUCAAAAAAUCCAUCAAAACGUCAAAAAACUGAACCAAUCAAUUCAGAAGGUUUAUUAAAUACAUUACUCGAAACUAAUCUACUGAAACAAGAAAAUAUUCAAGUUAAUUUUACUAUAAAAGCAGAAUAUCAAAACAUAAGAUUGUCGUUUGUUUGUAUCAGUAUGUGGCGAUAUUUAUCAGUUAUAUUUAUUAUUGCUUAUGCGACAAUAGUAGAAAGUACUUGUCCACAACCAAAAAAAUACUAUAUUGAUUGUACUGCUCCUCAAUCACUUGCUAAUUCAGUAAAAAUAUGUCUCAAGUAUGGAAUGACUUUAUUGAAUUUAACAAAUUCUUCAAAUAUAUUUGAUGACGUCAAUGUUCUGAAUCAAACUCUAAUAUCACUGAGUUGUUCAGCUAAUUUUUGGUUUUCAUCUGGUAAUUUGACUGGAUUGGUUGCAAAUACUGCUAACCUUGGUACGGUACUUACUAAUAUUCUUUCUGGUCUUCUCGGCACAUUAGGAGCAGUGUUGGAUAUAGUUGGUACUGUACUUGCUUGUCUUCUAGGUGGUUGUCCAGUAACAACAACGCCUGCACCUAUUACUAGUGCAAUCAUCGUUUGUACUCGUUCUAUACAACAACGUGUUAUACAAAAAUGUUCAACACAAACGGAACGAGCAGAUAUGAAAACAUUUCAAUUUCUUGAACAACCAAUGUAUGGUGGCAUAUUAGAUACAUUUCCUGCACGAAGUCGAGCAACGUGUAGUGGUCUAUGUUCAGCAGAUGAUAAAUGUACUGGCAUAUCAUACAUAGAUGGAAUCUGUAACCUUUAUUUAUAA
Messenger RNA from Adineta steineri, 1230 nucleotides. Lineage: Eukaryota; Metazoa; Rotifera; Eurotatoria; Adinetida; Adinetidae. The record is from the annotation of a GenBank genome assembly.